This is a messenger RNA of Eufriesea mexicana, 1216 nucleotides long. It is a transcript of the gene Ets65A, whose product is annotated as DNA-binding protein D-ETS-3. The record is from RefSeq and is a predicted model, not a curated record. Gene Ontology annotation, cellular component: nucleus. Gene Ontology annotation, biological process: regulation of transcription by RNA polymerase II; cell differentiation. The transcript has 6 exons. Lineage: Eukaryota; Metazoa; Arthropoda; Insecta; Hymenoptera; Apidae. Gene Ontology annotation, molecular function: DNA-binding transcription factor activity, RNA polymerase II-specific; sequence-specific DNA binding. Bases 316 to 1095 code for a protein of 259 amino acids.
AAGAUGAUCGGCGCCCUUAUCGCGCAACCAACUACAUACCGUAAAUUCGAACGUAGAUUCAACGCGAUCCGUCGCGUCGCGGUCCUCAGUAUCGAGAAGCUGGCCGAUACCGUGCACGCCUAAGAGUUUCGCCAAAAUCGCUUGUACAUCGGCCCUACGAUAUCAGUUGAUUAUGACCAUCCAUUUUGUCUCGUCAUCGACGCGGUUACUACCGACCUGGACAUUCGUAGUGCCGUGACUGGACUCAACAGAGAACGAUCUCCCGUGUAGGCCGCCGUACCCAGCGGCCGCCGGCACACGGGUACCUGCCGCGCGAUGCUGGACCUCAAGAGCAGCGGGACCACCGCCGCGGAACUGCCACGUACUACGGCGUUCACCAAUCUAUCGAUGCUGUUCGCCGAUGCCAGCAGCUCGUACAAAGGUGGCUGGAGCCACGCCACGUCGCCGGCUCCUGGACAGGGAUACGGAAGCAGCUUAUCCAAGUCAGCACUGGACACGCACACCCACCUCAGGCAGCCUGAUCCCUACCAAAUGUUCGGAGCGACGAGCAGUCGGCUCGCAAGCUCCGGUUCCGGUCAGAUUCAACUCUGGCAAUUUUUACUCGAGCUACUGUCGGAUUCGAGCAACGCCGCGUGCAUUACGUGGGAAGGAACCAACGGCGAAUUUAAGUUGACUGACCCCGACGAAGUGGCGAGACGUUGGGGCGAAAGGAAGUCCAAGCCUAACAUGAAUUAUGACAAAUUGUCGAGGGCUUUAAGGUACUACUACGAUAAGAACAUCAUGACAAAGGUCCAUGGGAAGAGGUACGCGUACAAGUUCGACUUCCAGGGUCUAGCAGCAGCGACACAGCCCGCGGCUGCGGACCCGGCUGCCUACAAAUACCAGAGUGAGCUGUUCAUGUCCGGCUACGGACACGCGAAGUUGAACCUCAUGCCGCCACCGGCUGCCUCCGUGUCGGUCUCCGUUCCAGGAGGCCUGUUCCAAUCGGCCUCUAGCUACUGGUCCACGAGUCCGGGUGCUAACCUGUAUGCAGGACACCACACAGCCUCAGGCCAUGUGCCGCCUCAUCUGGGCACUUAUCCGCACUACGCAUGACCCACCGCAGAGCACUGGGGCGCCCUGGUGCCGCGGAAAAGACUAAACCGCGAGCGACCAACGAAAUUUCUACGAGGAUCAUGAGUUCAACCGUGCAACCAAAAAAUCUCAUUUCCAGUUC